CACCGGUGACUAUCAACAGAGCUGAGACAAAUGUAAACCUGGACGAUGCAGAACCGCAUCUCAUGCUCGCUAUGACCAUAUAAAGUUAGACUUGUCUUGACUGAUCACAAACACAGUAGACUUGCCAAAAAUGCAUUCGCUAACUGUAGGCUCACUUAUACGCAGUCACACACGCUCCCUAAAGCGGUUAUACACACCGUGUGAGUUUAAUUGCUUGCCUCUGGAGAAAAAUCCCCCCUCUCCUGGCUGUUACGGGUGUUUUGUCCACACAGGAAGCCUUAACCUCUUCCUGCAUUAGCUGGUCACUCUUACAAGCUGCUCUCUGAGUCUUUCUGCCCCAGCAGGGCUGCUGUUGGUCAUCAGUGUCAGACACUGAGGUUACAGGAGAGGCCAGACAGUCAAUCAGAGGCUGCUUCAGCAGAAAUCAUGGAGACAUAUUUUAAAAGAGAACAUAGUAACGUUGCUGAUGAUGAUGUUUCAGGGUUGGUUCGUGGUGUUUUUAUCAUCUUAAGUCUUUUUUUCCCAUCCUGCCAGUGUUGUCUUGGCCUUGCACAUCCAGUUAGCCACACAGGAGAGUGAAGGAGAAGUCCCUGCCCCCACAGCACUUUACAAACUCCUACCUAACAAGAACAAUCUGUGUGCAGGCCUGAGAGCUCAUACUCUCAGGAAAACUGAAGGGGGAGGAGAACGGUGGAGAGGCAGAAGGAGGGAUUUGUCCUCACGGUUAACAACCAGCAUCUCAUUUUUUUGCGCUAUCCAGACAAACCUCCACUCUGAAAUCUGAAACUGCAAAAGUGGCGUGGCUCACCAAGCAUUUGCCACUCUUUUCUGUAUGCUCUCUCUCUUUCACUUCACUUCACUUUUUCCAGACUGGUUUCACCCAUCCUCCAGCACAGGCAAUUCCAGCAGAGACGAUUCUUCUUCCCCAAGUGGACGAUCCAGAGGGGAAACGAUGCUCCCGAUGGCCCUUCAUCAGAUUGGUCUUUGUGUGGUGUUGUGCAUCAGCAGCAGAUUGGCCACACCUCUUCCUCUUUACAGUUACGUAGAGGGAAGUACAGACGAGGAAGAACUCAUUAACUUAACAUCCUUUCUGCCCUCCAACACCUGGUCCUCUGAGUACCAAACCACACCGGCUGACUCCAUCCAUGUGGAAACAGACUUUCUGAGUCAACUUGUGAACUUUCUGGAGGAGAACAUGCUCCUUAUCCUUGUUUCGGCCACUUUCAUCCUUCUUGUCUUCCUUAUUAUCUGUGGGGCAGUUUUCAUGAGCCGCAGGCGCAAAGUCAAUGCCUACUACCCUUCCUCCUUCCCCUCAAAAAUGUAUGUGGACCACAGUGACAAAACAGGAGGUACUAAACCCUUUAAUGAAGUGCCAGAAAAACCCGCUCCUGAGCAGGAAAGUGAGUCAGUGGACUCUCACAAGCAGCUCCAGGCAGACAUUAUGAGGGCUGCCAAGAGCCUGCGCACACCAAAUAAAUGUGCUGAUGCUGCAGACGGAAGCGACCCCAGUCAGAAAGUAGCAGACCAGUGUCCCGAGGACAGCUCUAAACCAGAUGGCAGCAACCUGGACCAGCAGCUUCCAACUCUCCCUGAGGAAAAGGAGCUGUGUGAGCUUUCUGACAGCGAAGCAGCAGGCAGCCUUGUGCUGAAUCCUCCAGAGCAGGCUCUUCCAGAGGAAGAUGAUUCACAGGAGCCUUCGACUGGCAAGAGUCUGCGGCCCUCCUCUCUGCAUAUUCACAAUGACUCUGCCACACUUCAGCUGAUCGCAGGAGCAAAAACUGCCUUCUAACUACUCUGAACUAUGUAACCUGAAUAUAUUAUAACGCUUUGAAUCCACAAAUGGCAAUUUGUCCAGUGAACCUUUUCAAAAAUGUCCACAAGUUUAUAAAAGGGAAAUUACAAGUACAAUUACAGUCUGAGGUGUUUUUUCUGAUGUAAUGUUUUUAUUCAGUGCAGGGAAGAUACAUAUUGUUGCUUUGCUCUGACUGGAUGUAUCAUUAAUGCCAUAUUAUAAACACAUCAUUAACAUCAAAGCACACUUCUUUUUAUGGGGAGUUCUACAAUUUCAUUUAUUUUGUGUCUAAUUCCUUAAACUUUCCAGCAUAGGGGCCACUUCAGUGAACUUUGUGUGGUAUGGUCCCAAAUACUUUUCACUUCUGUGCAAAACAGAGUAUUGACAUUGUAUAGAUCAGUAUCUGAAUAUUUAAAAAUUAGAAAACUUUUGAUUUACAUGCAAGCGCAGUAAAAUUCAGGUCAACAGCAAACUUCAGUUACAGUUCUUUUUUCAAAGCAGACAUUUUAAUGUUAUAACAGAAAGUGCACAUGUGUAAUUAAUAGCAUCGAUGGUGUGCAUGUAGAUUACUGAAAUGCUUUACAUGGACACUGAGCCAUCAUUAAUUACACGUGUACAUCAAAAUAUCUGACGUUAAAAAGAUUACUAUUCAGGCUACUCAAAGUAAUAAAUUACACUCCAAAUAA
Micropterus salmoides (largemouth bass) is the source of this 2478-nucleotide messenger RNA. RefSeq names its product transmembrane protein 119b (gene tmem119b). The transcript is spliced from 2 exons. The record is from RefSeq and is a predicted model, not a curated record. Gene Ontology annotation, biological process: positive regulation of osteoblast differentiation; ossification; positive regulation of osteoblast proliferation. Gene Ontology annotation, cellular component: plasma membrane. The coding region runs from base 833 to 1789 and encodes 318 amino acids. NCBI's taxonomy places the organism in Eukaryota, Metazoa, Chordata, Actinopteri, Centrarchiformes, Centrarchidae.